GACGUUGGACAUACACAUACCUUCUUCUCAACUGUUGGUAUAGAAAGUAUUUUAGGAACGAUUGAAGAAACUGGUGGGGGUGGAUUAUAUUUUAAACCUCCUAACUUUCCAGAAGGUUUAACAUCGGAUAAAAACAUAACGACGAUGUUAAACCUUAGAUGUAGAAAUGUCUAUGUCAUGGAGGAUGAAAAAAAAGUUAAAUUCACUGCUCAAGAUUUAUAUGAUAAAAAAGCUGACAAAACAGAGCUUCAAACGUUAAAGACAGAAAUACUUCAAACAGUAUAUCCUAUAGGUUCUAUUUACACGUCAAUGAACUCUACCAGACCAGAAGUAGUACUUGGUUUUGGAACUUGGACUCAAAUAGUCGACAGGUUUUUGUAUUGUGCAAACUCUUCAAAGGAAACAGGUGGAAGUAAAACGAUUUCAGGUGCAAAUUUACCUGCACACAGUCACUACAUAAAUUUAAGUACAUCUGAAGCAGGUUUGCAUAGUCAUAGAUUUUGGGAUUGGUCAGGAAUGACAAAAGGUAAAGGAUAUGAUGUUAAAGACGACGUUAAGUUUGCUAUAAAUUGUUACUGGAGUAACACUGAUGUAGGAGGAAUCCAUUCACAUCGCGUUUCAGGGUAUACGCAAACAACGGGACAAAGUAAAGACUACAUGCCACCUUACAUGACAGUUUACGCAUGGUAUAGAAAUGCUUAG
This is a messenger RNA of Trichomonas vaginalis G3, 702 nucleotides long. Its product is annotated as phage tail repeat-like family. The annotation marks the transcript as partial. The record is from RefSeq and is a predicted model, not a curated record. NCBI's taxonomy places the organism in Eukaryota, Parabasalia, Trichomonadida, Trichomonadidae. The transcript has a single exon.